This is a messenger RNA of Caenorhabditis briggsae, 864 nucleotides long. Lineage: Eukaryota; Metazoa; Nematoda; Chromadorea; Rhabditida; Rhabditidae. The record is from RefSeq and is a predicted model, not a curated record. The coding region runs from base 1 to 864 and encodes 287 amino acids. The transcript has 2 exons.
AUGUUUCCGACAGGGUACAAACCACUACGGGUCGAAAAAAGUUGCUUCCGCCGACGAUCAGAAUCGGAGUGUGUCGGUGUGUUCAAUGUUCCAGUGAGAAUGUCUACUGGACAUUACACCAUGUUCUGCCAAAAAUGCGCUCGAAAGGCUAGACAUCCUCACACGAUGAAACGUUUCCGUGAAAGCGAUAGAACUACGUUUCUUCUUCAAAGACAUCUUCAACUCGUCUACUACAAUCAUAUCGUGUCGUGUGAAAGAGAAAUCUGUCUGGAACCGUGUCUGAGUCAAAGGGAAUAUCGUGUCCAUUUUGAUAGUUGUCCGUGUAGACCAAGAAGUAUUCAUGACAUCAUUGUGAAUGGAGAGGUUCGAUUUGAUGGGACAGGUGAGGGUUAUUUCAAUUGGGUGUGGGCAGGUUUUGGGAAUGUACAUAUUGGGCAAGCUGCACUUGAAGUUAUUCUGUUUCACUAUAGGGAUACAGUUGUAAGCGCUGGUCUACUGAAAAAGUUUGAGCUUCAUCUCAAAAUCCAAAGAGCCUUCGAGCUUGGACAAAUUUUGGACAUGACUUUGUUAAAAAUCGAUUUCUUCACAGGUUUCACCCACGAGGACUGUGUCGACUGUGGUCUCUACAUCACUUGUCUCUUUCUUCACGCAAACGACUGUAAGGCUGAGCAAUGUCCGGCACAAUGGUGUAACGAGAUGCGUGAAGUGUUUGAUAUGGAUUCCAAACAAAUUUGGCAGAUUUCGGACGAAAUGAAAAAGAAGGUGAAGGACGUAAUCAUUGCGGAAUGGAAGAAAGUUCGAGAACGGCAACAGGUGAUACUGGUCAGGGAUAUUGUGGAUGAUCUGUUGGCUCUCACUGUUUAG